AUGGCACCGACGAAGGCUGAGAAAAAACCAGCGGAGAAGAAGCCAUCGACGGCAGACAAAAAGCCAGCGAAGGCGGAGAAGAAGCUUCCCAAAGAAGGCGUAUCCAGCGGCGGCGUAGAUAAGAAAAAGAAGAAGAUCAAGAAGAGCAGCGAGACUUACAAGAUAUAUCUCUUCAAAGUUUUGAAGCAAGUUCAUCCUGAUAUUGGAAUUUCAGGCAAAGCGAUGGGAAUUAUGAACAGUUUCAUCAACGAUAUAUUUGAAAAGCUCGCUCAGGAAUCAUCUCGUCUCGCUCGAUACAACAAGAAGCCAACGAUCACUUCACGCGAGAUCCAGACGGCGGUUAGACUUGUGUUGCCCGGUGAAUUGGCGAAACACGCCGUUUCUGAAGGAAGGAUCAUCUAA
Lactuca virosa is the source of this 402-nucleotide messenger RNA. NCBI's taxonomy places the organism in Eukaryota, Viridiplantae, Streptophyta, Magnoliopsida, Asterales, Asteraceae. The record is from the annotation of a GenBank genome assembly.